AUGGCGACCAAGCUCAGGAUAUUAGUGCCAGUCAAGCGCGUGAUCGACUAUGCCGUCAAACCACGAGUCAACAAAGCGCAGACGGACGUCGAACGAAAUGUCAAGCACAGCAUGAACCCAUUCGACGAGCUAUCGAUCGAGGAGGCGGUCCGGAUGCGGGAGAAGAAGAAGCCAGUGGAAGACAUACUCGCAUUCUCCGCUGGUCCAGCAAAGAGCCAAGAUAUCAUUCGCACAGCAAUGGCGAUGGGUGCGGAUAGAGGCAUCCAUGUUGUGGAAGAGAAGACAGAGCUGGAGCCGCUGGGCGUGGCGAAACUGUUGCAGAAGGUCGUGGAGCAAGAAGACCGGAACCUGGUGAUCCUGGGCAAGCAGAGCAUCGACGACGAUGCGAACCAGACCGGACAAAUGCUUGCAGGACUUCUAAACUGGCCUCAAGCGACAUCGGCGAGCCAGGUUGAGAUCGACGGAGACCACGUGACUGUGACGAGAGAAGUGGAUGGCGGUGUGGAGACGCUGAAGACAAAGCUGCCCAUGAUCAUUACCACCGACCUGAGACUGAACGAGCCGAGGUACGCCAGCUUGCCCAACAUCAUGAAGGCGAAGAAGAAGCCGCUCGAGAAGAAGACUAUGGCGGAUUACGGCAUCGACGCGACGAAGCGGCUGAAGCAUGUAAAGGUAGCCGAGCCGGCGCCUCGAGAGGGAGGAGGCAAGGUCGAGGACGUCGAUGGGCUGAUAUCGAAGCUUAAGGAACUAGGCGCGCUGUAA
Molecule: messenger RNA, 762 nt
Organism: Fulvia fulva
Lineage: Eukaryota; Fungi; Ascomycota; Dothideomycetes; Mycosphaerellales; Mycosphaerellaceae
Product: Electron transfer flavoprotein subunit beta
Exons: 2
Coding region: 1-762 (253 amino acids)
Cellular component (GO): cytosol
Molecular function (GO): electron transfer activity
Source: RefSeq, a predicted model, not a curated record